Messenger RNA from Oreochromis niloticus (Nile tilapia), 3402 nucleotides. RefSeq names its product metastasis associated 1 (gene mta1). NCBI's taxonomy places the organism in Eukaryota, Metazoa, Chordata, Actinopteri, Cichliformes, Cichlidae. The coding region runs from base 111 to 1997 and encodes 628 amino acids. Gene Ontology annotation, biological process: response to ionizing radiation; negative regulation of transcription by RNA polymerase II; double-strand break repair. Gene Ontology annotation, molecular function: histone deacetylase binding; chromatin binding; transcription corepressor activity. The record is from RefSeq and is a predicted model, not a curated record. Gene Ontology annotation, cellular component: nucleoplasm; NuRD complex. The transcript is spliced from 19 exons.
CACAGCUAUACAGUUCCAGAGCGGCGGCAGUGCUAACACAGCUCCGGCAGCGCGAGAGAGAAGAGAGCCACCCCUCUACCUGGAGAGGAAGCCAGGGACCGGGGGCAGUCAUGGCAGCGAACAUGUACCGGGUUGGAGAUUAUGUUUAUUUUGAGAACUCGUCCAGUAACCCACUGCUGAUCAGGAGGAUAGAGGAGCUGAACAAGACAGCCAAUGGGAAUGUGGAGGCCAAAGUGGUGUGUUUUUACCGGCGCAGGGACAUCUCCAGCACACUCAUCGCUCUGGCAGACAAACAUGCAAGGGAGCUGGAGGAGGAGAUGGAGAAUCCAGAGAUGCGGGAUCUCCCCGAGAAACAAAAACACCAGCUCAGACACAGAGAGCUCUUCCUUUCUCGCCAGCUGGAGUCUUUACCAGCCACACACAUCAGGGGAAAGUGCUGUGUGACGCUGCUGAACGAGACAGAAGCCCUGAAGUCCUACCUGGACAGAGAGGAUGCCUUCUUCUACUCGCUGGUGUACGACCCUCAGCAGAAGACCCUGCUGGCUGAUAAGGGGGAGAUCCGCGUUGGGAACAAGUACCAGGCCGACAUCACCGACCUCCUGAAGGAAGGUGAGGAUGAUGGCAGGGACCUGGAGAAAAUGGAGGAGAAGAUCUGGGACUCCAACAGCUCACUGACAGAGAAACAGAUUGAUCAGUUUUUAGUAGUAGCACGGUCAGUAGGUACCUUUGCCAGAGCUUUGGACUGCAGUAGCUCUGUCCGACAGCCCAGCCUACAUAUGAGUGCUGCUGCAGCCUCCAGGGACAUCACCUUGUUUCAUGCCAUGGACACCCUCCAUGCUACAGGCUACGACAUGACUCGAGCCAUCGCAGCACUGGUUCCUCAGGGUGGACCCGUCCUCUGCAGGGAUGAAAUGGAGGAGUGGAGCGCCUCGGAGGCCAACCUCUUUGAGGAGGCGCUCGAGAAAUACGGCAAAGACUUUACCGACAUCCAGCAGGAUUUUUUGCCCUGGAAAUCCCUGACGAGUAUUAUUGAGUAUUACUACAUGUGGAAGACCACAGAUAGAUAUGUACAGCAGAAACGAUUAAAAGCAGCCGAGGCAGAAAGCAAGUUGAAGCAGGUCUACAUCCCCAACUAUAACAAGCCAAACCCUAACCAGCUGAGUAACAAUGUAAAGCCAGCUCUGGUAAAUGGAGCAGCGGGUACAGCGGGUACAGUGGGUACAGCGGGUACAGCGGUCCCAGGACCUCCAGGCUCAGUGCCGACCCCAGGCUUGGGUAGAGCCUGUGAAAGCUGCUACACCAGCAGCUCCUACCAGUGGUACUCGUGGGGACCUCCCAACAUGCAGUGUCGCCUGUGCGCUUCAUGCUGGACCUACUGGAAGAAAUACGGAGGGCUGAAGAUGCCCACGAGGUUGGAUGGCGAGAGGCCCGGACCCAACCGUAACAACAUGAGCCCCCAUGGCCUGCCCCUUCGCCACAGCGGCAGCCCCAAGUUUGCUGUAAAGACCCGGCAGGCUUUUUACCUGCAGACCACCAGCCUAACACGGAUGGCACGUCGCAUCUGCCAGGACAUCAUCAGACCUCGAUAUAUGGCCAGGCACCCCUACCUCCCAGUCAACACAGCAGCCAUCAAAGCAGAAUGUGCUCUGCGGUUACCAGACAGGCCAAAAAAGCCUUUGCCACUGAAACCCGUGGAACGUAAACCUCUGGAGUCUGUUGUUCGGUAUUUAGAAGCACAUCCCCGUCCAUCCAAGCCCAAUCCACCGACUCGCGGAGGGUCAAUCUCUACAGGCAGUCUGACCCCUAUAAAGUCCUCUCCCAUCCUCAACAACGGCUCUCCCACCAUCCUGGGCAAGCGUACCUAUGAGCAGCACAAUGGACUGGAUGGUGCCAAAUCCAAAGUAUUGGCUCCACAGUGGGACAUUAUGGCCAAACGAGUGAGUGAAGCGGUGCGGCCCUCAUCGUCCCUCCAGGACGAGAUACAUGAACUGGACUGAGCGCUCUGCAGGACAACCUUCACUGCGAACCUCAGUGAGCAGCGGGGGAUAUGAAUUGGAUGAGGCUUUUCCCACUAUAACCAUAGCCGAGGGCAGCUGAAAGGAGACGACAGCAUUGGCCACUUUUCUUCAAUCAGUAUGAGUCUAUCAGACUUCUGAAGACUAAUCGAUCAGUUUGGCUGUGGUCAAUCAGAAAAUGAGCCUGACUGUACAGGACUGUGUUUAUUACUUACAUUUCUCGUUAUUACUGUCUUUGUAAUUAUUGUUAUUGUUAUUUUAAUUUUUUUCUGUUUUUUUUUUUUGUUGUUGUUUUGUUUUUUUACCAGUUAUAACUCAGCUUAUUUGUUUGUCGAUCAAACGUUGAAACUUGAAGUUUCAAGAAAAAUGCUUGCAAAAAACCCUGUGGAAAAGGGUGGAAGGAACGUAACAAAAGCCACUUGCAUCUUCUGUGUUUUUCUUUUUCUCAAGUUUAAAAAGAAAAAAAAAAAAGAAAAAAAAAGAGAGAGACGCACUUUGAUUUCAGUGACACGAGUUCAAAAUGUCUUUUGUUUUACUGAAUUUGAAUGCUUUCUAGGAAAUUUUCUGUUGUGUGAGCCGGCCCUGCUCUUCGCCCAGAGAGGUUUAACUUAUUGAGAAAGACUUGGUGUUUUUUCUACCUUUUUCAUAAGUAAUGCAUCUAUGCUUCUAAAAUGUAAUUAAAAAAGGAAAAAAAAGAGGUAAUUGAUUUUUUUUCCCUCUUCCUUUGGUGUCUGUGCACAGAGGUGAAAGUUGCACUGAAUGUUCUGUUUUCAAGCUGGUGUUUACCUGUCUUUCUUACUCCUGCAGGUAUGCAAACAGGGUAUAUGCAAAAAAUAAUGGAGAACUUUUCAUUCCUAAUUGCUUUAUAUGUUAUAUGAUUAGUAUUAGAAAAGAUUUCAUGCACAACCAGAAACAUGUUUUGUAAGCAAACAUCUGAAAACUAAAAAAAAAGAAAAAAAAAAGCAGGAGUGUGCUCUGCUUUCAUGUCCUGUCCUUUGUGUGUUUAUUGUAUGUUCGCUAGCAGCUUUGCAGAUUACAUCUCUUCUCCUGCAAACAUCUUUCACUUUGGGGUGACAUCCUAUGCUCAGUAGACGCCUGACAACCUGUGCUGGCUUUUUAGCCUCAUAUCAGAACAUAUCUGAGCCUUAAAGUCUCUAAUCAAGUGGCUGGGUAAAGCUGGUGGUUUUGCUGACCAAUUUAGUGAAUUUGCAUCAUUGUCUUUAGGUGAUGGUGGACUGAACUCACUCUGAAGUAACGAUGCUAACACUGAAACGCUUUAGAAAAUUGGACACAGCACAUGUACAGUUUACAGUACUUGUAGUGCAGCAGAUAACUGAAACAAUCUUUGAAAAGUGAAUAAAAGCAGCAGAAUUUGCAGGUUUGUCCA